Molecule: messenger RNA, 888 nt
Organism: Saitoella complicata NRRL Y-17804
Lineage: Eukaryota; Fungi; Ascomycota; Saitoellomycetes; Saitoellales; Saitoellaceae
Product: glucosamine-6-phosphate isomeras-like protein (glucosamine-6-phosphate deaminase)
Exons: 3
Coding region: 1-888 (295 amino acids)
Biological process (GO): D-glucosamine catabolic process; N-acetylglucosamine catabolic process; carbohydrate metabolic process
Cellular component (GO): cytoplasm
Molecular function (GO): glucosamine-6-phosphate deaminase activity; identical protein binding
Source: RefSeq, a predicted model, not a curated record
AUGAGGUUGAUCAUCAGAGAGGACUACGACGCGGUUGCGGAUUACACGGCAAAGUACCUCCGCGAUCGAAUCAACGACUUUGCUCCCACCGCCGAUCGUCCCUUUGUUCUCGGGUUACCGACUGGAUCUUCCCCUGAGGGUGUCUACAAAAACCUGGUCAAGUACCACAAAGCAGGCCAACUCUCCUUCCGCCACGUGAUAACCUUCAACAUGGACGAAUACGUCUCCCUUCCCCAAUCCCACCCCCAAUCCUACCACACCUUCAUGCACACCCACCUCUUCUCCCACAUCGACAUCCCCCCCUCCCAAACCCACAUCCUCGACGGAAACGCCGCGGACCUCGAGAAAGAGUGUCAGGAGUUUGAGGAGCAGAUUAGAGGGGUGGGCGGGAUCGAGUUGUUUUUGGGCGGGAUCGGGCCGGAUGGGCAUAUUGCUUUUAAUGAGCCGGGAAGCUCGUUGAGGAGUCGGACGAGGGUUAAGACGUUGGCUUAUGACACCAUUUUGGCGAAUUCGCGGUUCUUCGACAAUGACAUCUCAAAGGUGCCCAAAAUGGCGCUCACAGUCGGCGUGGCAACCGUCAUGGACGCCCGCGAAGUCCUCAUCCUCAUAACCGGCGCCCACAAAUCCCUCGCCCUCCACUCGUGUAUCGAACUCGGCAUCUCGCACAUGUGGACGGUCUCUGCGCUCCAGAAUCAUCCGCAUCCGAUGAUUGUGUGUGAUGAGGAUGCGACGUUGGAGUUGAAGGUCAAGACGGUGAGGUACUUCAAGAGUAUCGAAAUGGUGCAGAGGAGUGUUAUGGGGGAGAAGGAGGGUGGGGGGGAGGUGAACCAGAUGCCGAGGUUUGUGAGGAGGUUUAGUAACCAGGGCGGGGAGACGGGGGCCGAUUAA